Messenger RNA from Lytechinus pictus (painted urchin), 3490 nucleotides. RefSeq names its product sia-alpha-2,3-Gal-beta-1,4-GlcNAc-R:alpha 2,8-sialyltransferase-like. The record is from RefSeq and is a predicted model, not a curated record. Gene Ontology annotation, molecular function: alpha-N-acetylneuraminate alpha-2,8-sialyltransferase activity. The transcript is spliced from 4 exons. NCBI's taxonomy places the organism in Eukaryota, Metazoa, Echinodermata, Echinoidea, Temnopleuroida, Toxopneustidae. Gene Ontology annotation, biological process: N-glycan processing; oligosaccharide metabolic process. Bases 136 to 1143 code for a protein of 335 amino acids.
AUUACGGUUGGUCUCUUUUGCCAGGGUCGAUCCUGUUGAGUUUUCAGCCCACCUCCUUGCCAUAGAGGAUAUGAUAAAAUCUCUCUAACAAGCUUGAAGGAAGUCGUUACCUGAUCUAUUGAUUAUCAAGGAAAGAUGCAAGGUUUAGUGGAAGACCAAGCACAGGAGGACGAUUACGGAGAAGAAUCUUAUUAUUCCAUCAUUCGAUACGACGACAAGGCCAAAGCAAGCGUAGAAGAGAUUUUAGAACAUCACUGGGCUGCAAAUAGAACGGCACUACUACAAACCAGGUCCGAGAUGCGAAAGUUUUUCAACCCCUACAAGAUGAUAACCAUGACAUCUGAUGACGACACACGAGGUCAACUCAAACGAUUCUACAGCGCAAAGGCAAAGGCCAUGACCUUGAUACCACCAGGCCUUAGGAAACUACUCCCAACCAAACAACUAUUCAGAAAUCAGUACUUUAAGACUUGCUCCGUGGUCGGCAACAGCGGGAUCGUUCUUAACAGUUCCUGCGGAGCUCACAUCGACGCUGCCGAUUUCGCCUUCCGGUGCAACUUUGCCACGGUCAAAGGUUAUGAAAAGGACGUUGGAACGAAGACGGACGUUAUAACGUUUAAUCCCAGUAUCCUUGAUCGGUUUUAUGGAAGACUUAAAAAGGAUGAGGACAAAAGGCGGUUCGAGGAGCGUUUGGUCAGCUAUGGGAAAUAUGUUUUAUGGAUUCCAAUAUUUUCGACGCAUUACGUUAGCAGAACAGUCCACGAGAUAUUAGACUAUUUCAAUCUAAAUUUUAAAAGAUUUAAGAACAUCCAGCUGGCGUUUCCAGGGAACAUCCUCCCAGACAUAUCAGAUUACUGGUUAACCCAAGGAAUCGAUGAAGACAGGAUCAGUACAGGUCUACUCAUGUUCAACAUCGCUGCCACCAUCUGCGAAGAAAUCCACAUGUACGGAUUCUACCCCUUCCCACAAUUUCAAGACACAUCGAUCCCCUAUCAUUACGAUGACAGCAGGAAAAACCGGACGCGGGAUAACUACGAUUACGGUUAUCGCCGGUUUCACCAACUUCCCGACGAAUUUGUGCUCCUCAAGAAACUCCACAAAGCAGGAGUCAUCAAACUGCAUUUAGGGGAGUGCCCAACGUGAUUACUGAAGAUGAAAGAGGAUCGUGUAUUCUGAAACAGAAACAUUAACCAUGGCACAAGGACAGAAUAAAUUGUUCUUUUAUGUUGAGGCAGGCAUCAAAUUCUGAUGAAAAGUUUUUGACACAGUGUGGUAUAUCAGAAGUAUACACCAAGUUAAAAGGUUCUUUCAAAUAUGGUGAGACAACACGUAGCAUAUCAUUUGCCGCCUCAUAUCUCAUUGACUUUGUACUCUAAUUUUGAUGAGCUUUGUGGCACCAUGUGUGAGCGAGCCAUAUUAACAGAACAAAUACGCUAAGAUCAUGAAGAUGGUUUUAUCAACGGAAUGUCAUCAAGACCAUUAAGGUUCAGAGAUGGGCGUAAAUGUUAGGUCCAAAAAUAGGGCGUGUAACUCUUUAGCCACUUUACUUUCGCUAAAGCACUGCAUCUUAUACCAAAGAGUGUGAUUGGUGAGUGUCUGAUUUGCGUUGCAUGAUAUUUAUGCUUACCUUAUCGUUUUGCUUUGUUGGAUAUCAGAAAAUAUCAAAGGUAUUUAAGAUGCCAAUAUGUUAUAUACUCAUCGCACUAAAAACAAAAUGUUUUUAAGAAAGGGAGAUAUGGUUUCACAAUUUCGAUUAUAAUUAUUUAUCAUGGUAAACAGAGGGUCGUGGGUUCGAAUCCCAGCCAUGGUGUAAUUUCCUUCAGCAAGAAACUGAUUCACAGUGUGCUGCACUCAACCCAGGUGAGGUAAAUGGGUACCGGUAGGAAGUAAUUCCUUAAAAAGCUGUGUGCGCUAUGAACGCCUAGCUUAGCCGGGUAAUAUAGGAGCGCCUUGAGCACCUAUAUAAAUUAUAACAAGGUGGAUAUGUGCGCAAUAUAAAUACCCUAUAUUAUUAUUAUUAAUUAUCCAUCAUGUGUAUUGUUCAAUAUGCUUCAAUAGGUCUAUAUUACCGCUGGUCGAUUAUCGGAUUUUUCAACGUCCAAAGUAUUUUAAGUAAAUUAUAGACUGCCGAUAAUCAUCACUAGAGUUUCAAACGAUAUCAUUUUGUGAUGAAGUAGGACUUGAAGCGCGAACCUCCAGUUUGAUGGUGUAGGCCUAUUUACAAAGAUCACUACAACCAUAAAUCUGACAAAGGUGUCACAAUGAGCUUCCGAUAAGAGAACGGAAAAUGAGGACUGAACAUUCAGAUUUAAAAAAUGCAAUUGUCCAGUUCUAUAAAGUAAAAAAAAUCAUCUGUCCCCAUUUAAUUCCCCAACAUCUUGAAUAUGAAAGCUCCUUAUUCAUCAGCCCUUGUGGGACAGUUAACAUUCAUUUGUCUUUGCGUCAAAAUGCCCACUUUUCUCUUUAGUUUGUCACGUCAUUGGUGAAACUUUAAUCAAAUAAUGUGUAAUAUAUAGUGACUUUAAGACAAGAUUAAAAAGGAGAUUUUUAUUGACAGUACUAACAUCUCAUUGGACGUGUUAGAGGAUUGUAUCAUUUACAACACUCUAAAAAGAUAUGAAUUGUUUUAUUUACAAACACACCAUAUAUAUACAAAAAGAGGCGAAUUGUAUAAAGCAUGAUAGAAAUUUAGUCGAAUACAUCCACCAUUAAUAGUCUGACCUGCGAGCUGUUUCAUAAAGCUGCUCGCAUUGUUACCAAUGACUUUGCGAACAACCUGAAUAAUUAUGAAGGGCAAAAUGUUGAGCAAAAUAUUGUUUAGGAAUGUUUGUGUCUCCCAAUGAUAUAACAAAAUAUUCUGGUUGAAAAUUUAUUUUUGCUUACAGAAUGCUUAAUCGGAAUUCUGACUGUAUUUAGCCACUUCGUUUGUGAUAUUAUGUCUAAAAGUUGUAAUUUUACGAACAGUUUAAUGAACCAUGCCCAGAUUGACCAUUCAUAAAUAAAGUCAAUUUUCAAUACAAUUAUCUGUCCAAGUGGAUAUUCCUGACAACCUUAAGAAAAUUUAAUAUUUCAAAUUAAACAUCAAACAAUUGGCCAACUUUCUACUCGUAUAUAUCUUUGUUUCAGGGGGAUUGAGAGGAAUAUUUCAUACGGAAUUCCUUUAAAAAAUAAUUAGGAUUCCUAUUUAAAGUUGAUACCAUUUUCCAUGCAGGAGGAAGGGGUAAAGUGAUGGUUGUUUAAACAGAUUAUGGACAAAUACCGACAACAUAAAUACACCUCUUGCAUCGAAGUAACGUUUUGCUAAAAUUUUAAUGAUCACGAUGUUGCUCGCUUUAGGAAGAAUUCAUUUAAAGUUGUAUGAAUUCAACACGAAGCAUUUUGGGCAAUAAAUACUAAGAUUAUAAUGAAAAAUUUUCUCAUAAAAUAGAAUUCAGUUACGCUGUAAAAUGAGAGAAUAAAUUAUUACAUGAUAAAUAUCGUAUACCAUGUA